This is a messenger RNA of Porites lobata, 15618 nucleotides long. NCBI's taxonomy places the organism in Eukaryota, Metazoa, Cnidaria, Anthozoa, Scleractinia, Poritidae. The record is from the annotation of a GenBank genome assembly.
CCCACAAGUGAUAGCCUGGCACCUUUAUUAAAGAGUAAGGUAAGAUCAAUAGUUUGCUACGUUUCUUUCCUUUAUCCUUUCAUACGUUUAAGUUUAAAUUAAGUUUACUUUUUAAAACAUUUUAAAUGAUCAAAAUGGCUCUCUAAUAGUCAUCUUAUAUCCCUAAAUUGCCCAGAAAUGCUUUAAGGGAAACUUAAGCUUCUUAAAACUACGCAAGAAAACUCCGGGAAUCACAAACUCAGCUAAAAUUCCCUCAUGCCACUUGACAGAGAAAAGUCUUACCAAUGGUAACACGUGUGUGCAAUUGUAUGACAACGUUCCCGAAAUAUACCUGACUUUUAUCCCAUGUUUUAAAUACCGGAAAAAUGAAUGAUAACGGAAGUUUCAUUUCUACCUUUUCUGCUAGAUCUUUAAAUGAAAUUAAUAACACUGAAUACCAUGCCUACUCCAUUCUACUCCAUAAAAAUCCUCACUAGUUCAUCCUUUACUACAAAAAUCAGCAUGAAUCACUUUUCAUCUUUUCCUAUUGUAAUUUUAGUAACAGGCUUUUGCUCUUCAUAUAAUGCAUUGCGUAUCUAAAGGAGCAAAAUUAGUAAUAUUUACCCGAUACAAGUCAUUCGCGACAUUUAUUUCUAGGCCAUUAAUUUGUGAUCUGACUUUAGAUCGGUAACGGAAGUUUCAUAAAAAUCGCGGACACCAGUUCACUGUUGUCAAAAGCAACAAAACUGAUCUGCAGUGAGAAAAGUUAGUGUAGGACUCUAAUUUGAGUCUUUCCUCAGACAUUGUAUCGAUUAGUAUUCAUACGAUAUAGCGCGACAAGCAAAAAUAUACGGAACAUUCUAUACCUACGUGCACCCUCUCUGCGGACAUAGCAAAAUGCAUGACACAUUUGACCUUGAUUCCCUUAAAGCUUACUGCAUACAGGAUCACAAAUAGGCCCUGUUGCUAUGUAUUUGGGCAUAUUUUAGGUAUUUAUCAGCGAAAUGAUUAUGGGAAACGAUUUGAGUCCGCAAAUAUUGUCAUGGACACCAAAACAUGGUACCUUACCCAAUUAACUUGAAAUGAGUGUGUAACACAUUUAGUAACACACUUACAUUCUACCCUAUCUUUCAGAUGGACGGUACAUUUUUCCUUUUGUUCUUUGCCUUGUGCGCAUGUACAUCUUUGGUGAGGUGUGCAGAGGAACCCCAGAAGGGAGGGGCAGAGCAACGACCAGGUAAGGGAAAAGUGUCAAUUAAAAUAUUCUUUAACCUCACCAAACAAAAAUUCUCAAAUAACUCUGAAUAAUUGCUCGUUUUACCAGAGCAUAAGGUAUUGGUCAGCUAUAUUGAUGGCUGUUGGUCUUUAGGCUAUUUCUGAGUUGCCCCAAACUUCUGUUUCAAAGCGAGUCUAAGUGCCAAGCUAUUGGUAUGAAUGAUUUUUGGAAGUGGCCUUUUGCGCAAAAUCUCGCGAUCUCACCUUAAAUGACCCUGGGCCUAGCGCGACUUCCAACCAAGGGCUUUAGUUAAAAGAGCUGUGUCACGAAAUUCAGCCAAAUUAGGAAAUAUACAAAAUGUGCGAUAAAUUAAGAGAAACAUAAAAAUAACCGCUUAAAACUUUAAAGGAAAGUUGAAAUGACAUAACAGAAACAACAGAUGCCACGAAUGGGCAAAACUGAAGAAGAUUGAAACGGACUGAAAUGAGGGUUUUUGAAAACUGUUCAGCCUAACAGUUUUUCAAAGUUAUCCUGCUGCAUGCAUCUUCAAAAGUAAUGCUCAAGAGACAAAUUUGUUUGUCUCGGAUCUCUGAUUUUGCCAUUUACAUGUAAUUUCUUUGCUUACUUUAAGUUCCAUAGCGAUUGAGGGCGAGUAAUUGGAAAAAUUAAAGAAAAUGAACUGGACUGCCGACACAGCCCCUUUAAUGGGUAAGAUCAUGCUGACUGGAAUAAAGACCUUGUCUCAGGUUAGCCCGUGUCAGGUUCUCAGAUACUAGGUAGGGGUGUCUCGAAAACAAGUUUAUUGUGGAUAAAUAGGACGCGUGAGUGUUUUCCCAUCAGUUUCACGAUCUCUGCAAAAUAGUAUUUUGGAGCUUGGAUAAGGCUAACCUCAGGUCAGAUGAUCUCGUCUUUUGCCGAUAAAGUAAAGCUGUCUGUCUAUAGUCUCUGACCUUACUGACGUCAAUUAGAAGGGAAAAGAGAACACCCCCUGGCCAAAAAGUCGAAACGACAGGGCAGGUAGAUUGCUUUUAAGUGCGGUAUCAUGGUCUAUCUGUUAUUGGGUUUGGGUGGGUGGAGUCAGAUCACACAUGGGAUGAAGCAGCAGCCGAUUGCUCCUUUAUUUAGUGACGUCCUAUCACCCCCUCAAUUCAGCCAUCAGCUUCGAGGGACAAAAGAAUCGGAACCAGCAAUUGUCCUUCUUUUAGGCACCUUCAAAAUGUCUAUUUUUGUAUGCUCUUCUUGGCAGAUUCGCACCACAGCCCAGGAGGUACGACAUCUCUUUAUGGUGGGGACAUUCAAUUCACACCGAAACAACAGGAAAACAUGAAAAAGUACGGAACUCCGAACGGUCCACAAACACGAGCUGCCAGCAACGUAGACAGUGAAAGGUGGCCCAACGCUGUCAUUCCUUACGUAUUUGAUUGCUCUGUUGGUAAGCUAAAUAACUAGAAAUACGUUAAGCUACAUAAUAAACUGUCGUCUUACUAGCUCUCUACAUUUCACUUGAACAAGCAUUGCAGAGACAAACAUAAUCCUUGUGGUAUGUUACGGUCAGCUAACCAGCCGAGAUGAGAGAGAGAUAGAUGCUUUAUUGUCUUAAUACCUUGCAGCCAUAGGCUGAAUUACGAAAGACAUUACAAUAAAAGGACAUUACAAUAAAGACAUUACAAUAAAAAAAGUAUAUAAAAUAUAACAAUAAAAAGGUAAAAAGUAUAAAAUUGCUACUAUAACUAACUAAUUAAACACUACUAAGCGCAGAAAACGUGACUAAAAAUGAAAGAUUUUUUUUUUUUCUGAAGUGGUGACUGUGGUCGAUAAUAUCAGCUUAAAAAGUUACGUAUUUGUAAACCUUUUCUGGGGUACCAGAUCCCCAUUGUAUUGGAACCUGUAAAAAUAAAACAAGGUUUCUUUAAAAAUUUACCCGAUCGAAGAGCUUAGAAACUUCUGCGAAACAUUGGUAAACCUCUUUUAGCUAAAUGUCGUAGAGAGGUCAACCGUCACUUAUUUCGUUUUUCUUUUGUUAGCCAACAUGGAAAGCGCGGUCGCCGCAACAUUGCAAGCUAUGAGGAUGUGGGAGAGCAAAACAUGCAUACGCUUUGUUGAGCGAACCACGGAGAAGGCUUAUCUUGAGCUCUUCAGAGGACAAGGGUGAGUAAGAGAGUUGCAAGUGCUAGGCCCCGCCCCACCCUUCCGUAUUUACUGAUUCAGUUUGCUGCCAUUUUCUUAAAACAAUAUUAGAGACCUUUAGAUUUGAGUCGGAGAACGACUAUGAGAACGAGAUUUAAUUUAAAGUUUUUUUGCGUAUUAUUAAAAAAAAAGACGCCCCAGAAAACUUAAGCGAAUUUUGUUUUCCACCAAAAAGAGAUGGUGCUGUUAUCGUUAUUGAAAAAGGUCGAUCGCAAAAUGAUAAAACUUCUAACAUUUGAUAACUGGUUUUCACCACUACAACAUUAAAUAACUUCAGCAACGACGACGACGACGGCAGUGAAAACGUCGCCAAAAAACUGAAUUUGCGUUCCUUCAAACUUAUUAUCGUCUAUUUGCACUCAUCCAAUAUGUCAAAUGCAGGCGACUUUUCCUAGAGUUGAAUUCUAAAGGAUUUUAUUCAGGUUCAAAAAGAGGAAGGAAAUUUCGUCGUCGUAUGUCCACGUCCUCCAUAAAACGCCAAAUUAGGAGGUUUCACGUCGUGGUCGUGCAGUGGACGUCUAAGAAAUGCAUUUGAGAGCGUGAUGCACGUGCAGAACUGUUGUUUUGAUCAUUAAACCUAUCGUUUUUUGAAGUUGUCGUUGUGUUCGUCGUCGUAGUUGCACUAAAACUAGUAGUAUAAUGACGACGCCUAUCACGUUUUCCCGCCAAAAUGAGGCUGGUCCACGCGUGCGCACUAAUUGGUAUUCAGAAAACCUCGUACUCGUAGUCGUUCUCGUCUGACAAUCUAAAGCUCUCUAUUAUGUGGCAGCACGGCCUACAUGUUUCUAAUGUAAAGGAGGAGUGCGCCAUGUUUUUUGAAUCAACGCCCAGAAUGUGGAUCGAGUUUUUGUUUCAGUCAGUUCUCAAAUGAUCAAUACAUUCUUAAAGAAAUUCAAAGCAAAAAUUGAAAAAGGCAAUUGAAUUUCAACCCUCGUUUACGCACGGAAAUUUGAAUUUUUAACUCCUUUUCUUUUCGUCCCUUUUUCUCUUUUGCAAAUUUUUUCGUGAAGGUAUUUACUUCUGAGGACAGUGACAACGGAUUGUCUUUGUUUCACCAUUUUUUAUUUCCAACUUUGAAUCAUGCUCUGAUCAGUCGUUCUUUUUUGUAUAUUAUUCUUAGUUGCUGGGGUCACGUGGGUCAUCAUGGCUACAAGACCCAGAUCUCUAUCGGCGAUAACUGUGAUUUCCAACACGUGAUGGAACACGAGCUAGGUCACACAGUUGGAUUCUGGCACGAGCAGAGCAGGCCAGAUCGAGAUAAUUACAUCAGUGUCAUAUGGGAAAACGUUUUAGAUGGUAACUAUAAGAAGAGAUUUUUCCCAGUAUGAUAAACUCCAAAUUAAACUUCCUUCUUCCAUUUUGCAUCGUCGAGAAAAAUAAAUAAGGUAUUGACCUCUUCUAUGAUUUAUAAGUGAAAAUAUCAUAUGAGAAAUACAGAGUGCUUUCACGGACUAUGGACCAAUUUACCUCAAGACAGAUGAAGUCUGACAUAAAUUUAUCAUUCUUUUUUUUUUACGAGAAAUUGUAUUGAUUGCACCUUUUAAUUUAGCCUUUUAGUCAUCAUCAAAUAUUAAUAAUCUCUUUAUGUUAAUCUUGUGUUCUACAGUAAGUUCAAAUUGCAUUUUGACUGUUUAGUAGUAGAAGUAUACUUGCAAAUUAUUUGAAAGUUUUCAAAAAUCCAAGUCAUUAAACUUUGCUCGAUUUUAAACCAGUGACGGUGAACUAGUGCUUUGGAUCGAGGAAAAUGUAGCAAACGCCUACACAUUUAAAUUCAUUAGGAACACGCAGAAUAAAGUCUCAAAAUUAAUGAAAGUUAUUUCAAGAUACUUUGAUUGGAAGGUGUAAUACCCCGGUCAUUUAAACGCACCUGCAAGAAAAACCGUCUAUGGCUUUUUUUUCUUUUUUUUUUCUUUUUUUUUCUUCUUCUUCUUCUUCUUCUUCUUCUUCUUCUUAUUUUUUUUUUUUUUUUCAGGAUUGGCAAGUGCGUUUGAAAAGCGUAAAUGGAACACGGAGGUGGUAGAUUUCGGAGUGCCGUACGACUUUGCCUCUAUCAUGCACUAUCCCUUCACAGCUUUCUCCAAAAAUGGCAAACCCACCAUCCGCAAUAUUGUUGAUAUGCAAGGAAAAACACCUUACAUUGUAUUAAGUGAUGGAGAUGCAAGACAGACAAAUGCUAUGUACAAGUGCAACGGUAAGGAAAUACUGCAUUUGUUGUGAGUUAACACGGAAAAUCCGUUGCGUUCCAAAUAAUUUGUAGAAAUAGCCUCCCUACGAAGAGGAAUUAAUCUCCCACCCCACCCCUGCCAGUAGAUAGAACACUAAAGCGGCUUGUAUAGGAUAGAUGGGUAGUCGAUACAAAACUUGAUCAAGAAAUCAAAUGAAUAUCAUGAUGUUGUAGUUCAAUUUUAAACUUGAACGUCGAUGGGAUCACCUGCAAACAUAAACUAAAAUAAGCCUUCGAAUACAGCCGUCUGUCCUCUGUCCUCACUUCUCGCUCCUCGCCGCUAGGGGCGCUUCGGAGCGAGGAGAGACAAGGAGCGAGGACAGGCGCCUGUAUUUAAAGGUCAGAACAAAAUCAAAACAAGAAGACAAACUAAGUAUACUUGACAAAAUUAGCAAAAUACUGAUGCAAUGACGUGUUUUAUUUAUUAAGUUGUCAUGGCAAAGAGAGCCAUUGAUCGAUUCAGUUCAUUUAAGCCAGCGCCUCGUGUGCAGAAAAGAAGUAAGUAUUACUAAUAAUUAGUAUAGGUAAUAGCAUGAUUUGUAGUGAUAUUUGGCAUAAAUACCACGAGUGAUAUUUCGAAAUUGUUAUACGGAAUUUCACGAGCCGUCAGGCGAGUGAAAUUUGAGACAAUUUUGAAAUAUCACUAGUGGUAUUUAUGCCAAAUAUCACGUACAAAUCAUGCUAUUAGUUGUUUAUACUACUACCCGCAAGAGGUUUGUAAUUUUCACAUGUAGGUAUUUCAAAUUAAGCUGAAAUACCACUGCUCUAAGCCAAUCAAAUUGCAGAAAUUUCUCAUGUAGUAGUAUAAACCCUGUAAACUCUAAUAUCAAAAUUCAAAUUCUCAUUCAUUCUAUAUAUUCCCUAUAGAAGUAGAUGGGAGAAGUUGUAAAAGUGAAAAUAUGGUUUAUCUUCUUUGAUCCAGUCCUUAUUUCUCUGUAUCACUAUGUUUUAUCUAGCAAAAAUAUUUCAAGGAGAAAUUUGAUGCUGAUAACUCGUAGGACGUAACGAGUUAACUACAAAUAUGUUUCGUCAUAAUUCAUUUCACACGUCUUAAGUAUAUUAUAAUCCAAACAAAAAAAUGUGUUAUUUGAGUAAAUUUGCAUUUUCUUGAAUUUUAUUCUAGGCUGAACUCUAUUUCUGCUGCUUUCGCAGCUCCCAUCUUAUCUCUUUCCGGGAAGACAAACUUUUUGGAAGGGAAACGCUCAUUUUCACUGUUAAACUAUUCAGUCAUAAACAGUGCCCAGAUAAACAGUGUCCGUAAGGUGGAGUUGAUGAUACAUGGGAGUUUGUGACUCAGGACACAGGAAAAUGUCGAACCAGUGUCCGUAUUAAGCGGGUAAAUUGUAGAACAAAUAUAUUAGAUUUCGUAGGGACAAAUGAGACUGUCCGUUACUGAGAUAAGUGGGUGUCCGUAAAGAGGGGUGACUACUGUAAUGACAUAAAAUUUAAAUUUCAUUAUUUUUCUCAGGUAAUCAGUGCACUGACAAAUCAGGCAGAUGUGCUUCAUAUAAGAAAAAUGGCCUGUGUACUGCGCAUGCGGAUAAUAUGUUGUAUUGGUGUCCUGUGACUUGUGAUAUGUGUAGUUCAGGUAAAGCUUUCAGUUGUUGUUUGCAAAUGUAAAUAUAAAGAUAAAGAUAUUUUAUUCGUGUAGCGCUUAAAUCAAAUACAUAUUCUAAAGCGCUAUAUUGUUGCCGACAAUAGCAAACACAUAACAAAUAGUACACAAAGAGAGAAUAAAUACAAACCAAAAGAAAAUAAAGAGAGGGGUACAUGAGAGUAGCAGAUAACACCAAUGAUCAAACUUGUAGUCUUAGAAUCCCCAGUUAUUUUGGGCGGCAUAAUAAGCAUUUAAAGUAUUUUUUCCAAAGUCACGUCUUUCGCCAUGACGUCAGCCGCCUGACGUUUUCACCUGUCUGCCUCUUGCAGAGGCUUUCCCAAGGCUUCGCGAGGAGCAUGGGACAAGCGAGAAGCGUGAGAGCUGGAAACAAGCGAGAAGCGCGAGAGAGGAAUGAUGGGAACGAGCGCACUGCACGAGGGGGGAGUGAUGGGAAGUAAAACUGGAGAAGAGAGAAAGGCGAAUUUGUUAGUGGCUUCUUUUAUCUCCCCUUGUCAUCACUCCUUUCGCCCCCGCUUUCCUCAAUAAUUAACUCAAAUAUCCCCCUAAAAAGUGAUUGCGAGCCACUGGCCACGAGGCAGCCAAAGUGUUACCCCGCCAAAACUUUCGCAGGUCAUUUGGACGAUGUUCAGGUCUUUUGGGUGUGCAUGAGAAAAAAGGCUUAUUGCUUCUGGCGUACUUUUGUAAUGUAAAAACGGUUUUACUGUAUGUUCUAGUUUCUUUUGUCUAUAGAUUCCUGCAUGGACAAAAAUGGCAACUGCCCUAUAUGGGCAAAAGACGGACACUGCCAGUCUAACCCUGAGGCCAUGAAAACCAACUGCGAACACAGCUGCAAAGUCUGUGGAGGUAGGAACUGCUAGUUAUGCUUGUUACGCAUUAUACAACAGAGAGACCGGACAAGGUUUAACUAGACUGUCCACUACCCCAUUUUUCCACAAAAUCGUCGGGAUCGAGCCCGUUCCCUUUUUCCCUUUAAGGGUGACCUGUACUGUACUGGGGAUGAGUACAAAAACUUCUUAGGUGGCAGGGGAUGGUUUGGGACUUGGGGAGGCAAGAAAAAUAGCGACAGCGCUCGAUCUCGACGAUCUUACGGAAAAACAGGGGACUAUGAACAGUCUAGGAUUGAAAUGGGCGUUAGCAGUUUUUUCAGCAUUUUGUCUUUUAGUUUGAUUGAGAUCUCAGAUCUGUCAAAACAAAGGGAAAGCUAAGGAGUAGCUGAAAUGUUGAUCAAUAGAUCUUUGAGUUCUCACAAUUUAUCUGAUUAAGGGAGACUAGUCAAAUAGGGCAAGUUUUCCGAAAUAAUGAAGCUGUAUAUAAAGUACUAAUAGCGAGCUUAGGAUACGAGAAUGGCGACGGCACUGAGAACGUAAAACAAAACAAUAGUUUUAACAAGCCAACAUCAUACUUUUCUUUGCACAUUUCGUUGCCGUGACUGCACUACUGCGACGUGAAAAUCCCUAAUUUCAACUCGUUUUGCAGCAAUAUUACAAAACACGUUGCACGUUUUUGUUACCCGUUUUACCGUAGCUGUAAGGUCACUAAUUCCAGGGAACUUAAUUUAAUUUCACGUAUUGUCUCUCUGGUAGGUUCUACGUCACCCCCAACCGCACCUCCAACUCAACCUCCAACCACGCAGUCACAAUGUAUGUAAAAUCGUAAUACCUCAGUGGGAAGUUGAUUUUGUCACCCAUAUUUAAAGUUACUCUACCUGCGUCGCCAUUUCUUCUCCGACUACACAGUCCACGUACAUGUCAGGAGUUCAUAACCCGAUGCGACCAACGCCCAUCUAGGACUUUGUCACGACGUUUUCACGGAGCAGUUUAUUUUUAUAAUCACUUCACAGCACGUUUCCCGCGAACUGAUGAAAGUUGACCGCUCUGUCUAUGAGCCCAUUCAAAAGGGAAAAUAGUAUUUAGGUCUCUAGGUUUUGCUGAAUGAUUAUGCUAAAUUCGCGCCAAAAUAGUUCUAAAAAUAGACUGGUCGGUGAAAACGGCGUGACUCGAUUUCAUGGAAGAGACUCACUCCGGGGUUAUGGUCCCCUGUGUAUAUACAUUUGUUAUGUCUUUAAAGUUGAUGUAAUGUUACCUAUUUCUUCUCUGGCAGGUUCUACGUUACCCCCUACCGCACCUCCGACCACCCAGUCACCAUCUACUGGCCAACCAUCCCCAUCGCCUCCUACUGGAUCCCCACCCCCACCCACUGGAUCUCCAGCUCCUUCCCUGGGCACUGGUAAGACGGAUUUUCUUAAGAUUACUGUUACAGGGGGAGGCUAAUUGAAUCACUGGUGACUUCGUAGUUCCAUCGUUGCCUACAGUUAAGAAUAAUAACAGGUAUCACCUGAAGCAAAUUAAAUAUCGCAAGAAUGCGCCUUUACUGUACUUGACCAUCGUCAAACCGGUUCUUCAAAGAACACUUUUUUUACAUAACGACAAAACUGUUUGUCCCAAAGAUGGAAAAAGUCAUACAGUUAGUACCUAUAUAAUACAAACACCUCUGUGAUGUGGACAGUUGUCUUUGAGUGUCCCUUUAGUAUCCGUAAUUAGGUUUGUAAUGACUGCAAUAAGCAAAUUAGCUGGUUAUUUAUAAAGCACUAGAACCUGAAAAGGGCGACCGAGAUGAGAUCUUUUUCCAUACACCACUCGACCGGGCUACUUCAUACUUCAGCCCUGUUAACUUCAUGUUUGAACAGAGAAAACAGCCGACCGUUUCGCAACGCCACCGCAUACCGCUGAUUUGCAAGCCUACCCCGCUGACGUUGUUUUGGCUCGUCACGUAAUUCAACGUGUGACGAAGCCCCAAGCACGUCUGCGUGGGAAGCUACUGAUUUUCAAGCGAAAUCAUGUUUACGGAACGAGCACAGAAAUUCCAUGUCAAUGAAGUGUUAAUACCCAGAUCUGGGUAGUGCUUCUGAUUGGUCGUGCCGCAAUGGAAAUUUGCUUUAAUCAAUCAGAAGUACUACCCAGAUCUGGGUAGUGAUACGUCAUCGUUAUGGGGUUUCUUCCCUCGUUCCUUGGACGUUAUUUCGCAGGAAAACCAGAGGCCAGGCGUCGCGAAAUUUUACCUGUUUCUUAUAGUAAUACCGAGGCCAUUUUCUGUACUAACUAGCAAAAUAGAAACGCAAGACACCCUCAAUUAACCGUUACAGCGCAGUGAAGUCGGUUCCCCCCUAAGGCGGCUAAGCAGUAUACUAAAAGAAUAAUAAUGUAAACUGUCAGUCAACUUUCCGAUGCUGUGCGACCCUUAGAGACUCACUAGACUUAACCACACUAGCGGGCUUACCUCUUUCAUGAUGAAUUAUCGCAGGCUUAAGAUGUGCAGACAAGAGAGCUAGUUGCCCCAGUUGGGCAGCGUCUGGCCAGUGUUCAAAGUCAGGAUGGACCUUCAGAAACUGUCUCAUCAGCUGUAAAGCAAAAUGCGACAACCAGCCCAUACAGCCAACAGGUUUGCGUCAUAAAACUUUGCGAGAAUUAUAAAGAAGUAUAGAGUAGAAUCGCAUAAUUAAGUAAAAUCUCGCAUUCUGAUUGGUUAACGAAGCGAGGUAUUUAGUGUGGAAUUGCGAGUUGAAAACGAGGCUAAGCGAUAUUGUUUCGCAUCUACGUAACAACUAUCGUCAAAUUCUAACGCAACAACAUGCAAAAAAGGUUUUCUACAAUGUCAUUUUAAAAUGUUUUCAAAACCAUUCAUUGUCACUUUUUGAAGAGUUAAAAACAAACAAAAGCGUUUCUUAAAGUGAGCCGGAGGUUCUUCCUUGUUUUGAACUGAACUACAGAUUCUCGAAGAGACAUAAAACCUCUUUCACUCGCGACAACCAGAAAACAAGAAAAUCCUGUGAACACGGCCCAGAAAAUGGCAAUCCAAAGUUCAACCAAACAAAACGGAGAAGCGACAACGGAGGAAGUGCCGGGGUCGAUUGUCCCAUAUACAGAAGAAGAAAUAAAUACCUUCAAAGAGGACAUGGCCCCUGAAAACACGAAAAAGAGUACGCCGCUUGCAAUCGUCCUGAAUCGUGGUACUUAGAAAUGUACAAAACAGAGCUGAACUUGAACAGCAUUUCUAAAACAUUUCAAGGUACUUACCUUAUGUCAAUCGCGACGUUAAACAUGUUAAACUUUCAGUGCUUUCGCUUGGACACUUCAUUUCUUUCAGUUUUGCCGCCGAAGAGGUAAAAGGUGUAAAUUAUUUUCCUUCUCGAGCAAAUGACCAAUUUGAAAAAAGACGUUCUACAUAAACGGCUUCUAAAUUCAGUAAAAUACCUCUAUUUAUCCUUACGAUUAGUGUGAAGCUUGUUUACAUGUAAAAAAGUUUGAAAACAAAUGUGAAAACAAGCACAAGGUACAAAAAAAGUUGUCGAAGGUUCAAACGUGUACGACUGACCUUGCUUCCUAUUCGCUAACGCAAUGACAGUUCUGACAGUUGACUUUGAAAUGGCUUUCUGGAGCGCGCGCUCAGGAUAAAAACAAACAAUAUUAUUGCUGUUUUCUUUUUUUUUCCUGUGAUUUUUAUUCAAUUAUACGAUUCAAGGAAAAUUCAUUACCUGACUCGAGAAUUCCACGUUAAAUUGCACUUGAAAACCGAUAUCGCACGAAUCGCGAAGCGAUGAGUGCGAUAUCGGUUUUCGCGUGCAAUUUAACGUGGAAUUCCCUCGUCAGGUAAUGAAUUUUCCUAUAAAACCGUUAACUCUCGUUUUUCUGGAUCUAGUGUUUUAAAAUAAAUUUGAAUUUGAGUUUUGCCACGUAAAUUCGUUUUACAGCUCCAGUUUAAGCCACAUCCAAAAAGGGUGGCCUGCGUGUUAAGAAUUAUUGCGUCAUUGUGGCGAGAAAACUAGUCAAGUGAUCUGAAAACUGAACUUUGCACGAGAGCCAGGAACCGUGUAGUCGUUCGGAGUAGUGGAGCUGGUCAAGUGUAUAGAUUGAGUGUAGAUCAUCGACAUUUUUACGCGAAUUGUUUUCAAUGAAUUCUUUGAGUGUAGAACAGAACAGAGUUCAGAAUUCUAAAAUAUGAACUUAUGAAGAAAUACACUUUCAAUGGAGUGAAGAAUUAAUGCUAAAUAGAACUGGUUGUAUCACACACAUAAUUUUGUGACACUGCGUUCGGGGAUUGGUGUCUCAGUGGUGACGUCAUUUCAGAAAGACCCCAAAGUUUCAUUGCUUACUAGCGUGUUAACAAAUGGUAUCCAAUACGUAUGUACGUACAUCGGCUGACUGUGUCCCUUUCUAGAAGACUUAGUAUAGUUUUUGAACCUCGUUUGGAAUAAGGAGGAAAAAACCUUUUUUUAACUUUCUAUAGUAACGUCAAGAUUUUAAACAAAGAUUUUUUUACCAAAAUUUUGUCUUCCUAAAAAAAGAACACUUUGGCAUAGUUUUUCGGUCUUAUCUUUUAGGUUCAUGCGCAACUCCUCUUGGACUUGGCUGGGAUUACAAACUGCCUGACAGUGCUUUUAGUGCUUCAUCCGAAAUGUCACCAGGUAAAGAAUAACUCGUUUGGCUUGUUCUACCAUGAAAAAUGGGGGAAAUCCCUCGCGGGUGAGAUAGGCCCAUUGUCUUUGCCGCUCGCGGAGCUUGUCUUAUGAUAAAAAUUCCAACAAGUUUUAUUACAGCCUUAAGGAUAGAGACACAAUACCCUUUCCUUCCCUUUUUUGACAUAUUUCUCCCUCUGCCCGUUGACGAUUUGUCUCUUUAACCCUUUAGUCCCCAGAAGUCGUGAAAGUCAAUUUCGACAAAAAAUUCAGCUUUAACUUUGUCAAAAUACUGAAAAACAAGUAGUAUCUUAUGAAAGUGCUUCUCAAGAGGUUUCAUUUGAAAGGUAACACUACAGGAUUUCAUCCACAGACUCAAAAGUUAGAGAUAGAUUAUGACUGCAUCACAGACUCUGAAGAGUAAUCGGCAAAUCACUGAGACUCAUUUUUAUGAUGAAGGUGGAGGUUGGGUUGCCGGUGCAAGGAAUGCUCGUUUGUACUUCGAAGACGACCACGAUCAGAAGAGAAUUGGAGGCUGGUGUGCUUCCAGUAGAAAUCCACAGUGGAUUAAAGUGGAUUUUGGCAGAGUCAAGAAGAUCACUGGAAUUGCUACACAAGGUGCUUGUAAUAUAAGACUGUGUCAUGCUUUUUGAGAAUUUUUGUAGAAAAUGCAAUUCAGUUGGUUAUCCUGAGAUCGCAUUUUUGAUUUCUCUAUGUCGUUUCUGUGUAUGGUGAUGAUACGAAUUCCUUAAACCAGUCAAUCCAUUGUUACGUUAAUCAUAACCCCAACCAAUAACUUCAAAACAACAAGAAUAAUAAAAUGACGGCGAUGAUGAUGAUGAUGAUGAUUAUAUUGGUAAUGACGAUGAUGAUAAUGAUGGUCGAAAAGUAUCAAAAUCUUAACAGAGAACUAAUACAAAUCUGUGGAGGUUGUGCCUAUUGUCAUCGACGCACUGGGUACAUGCAUUGUCGCAAACGUUUGAAAAGAGACUAGAACAAGAUCAGGGUAAACGAUCUACAGGAUUUAGUGCAAGUUAUGCACAAAUAAGGUACUGGCGAACAUUGGACACCUUAGGCCACGGGACGUGGCUCGAUACUAACAUAACGAUGAACAGGAUAGUGAUGAUAAUGACGAUAGCGAUAAUCCUUGAGCUACAGACAAAACAAAAUGAAAAAUAAUAGUCAUUUAUUGUUUAUUGUGUAUUCACCCAUCACCUCAGAUCAUUCCCUGCUCCUUAAUUUAAUUUAUUGCCUCCAGCAAAUUAAAGACGCUGUGACUUCAUUCGGCAUGUAUGGUCAGUGGAGAUGAAUAAAUGUUCACUCACACAUGCUUUGAUUACUGAACCUGUAGCUAUACCUUCUUCCUUCUGUCAGGUCGCGAUGUUUUCUAUGAGCACGUGAAGAAGUAUGAGCUGGAAUUUAGCACCGACGGUGUGUCUUGGCAACCAUACCAGGAGGGUGGGGCGAAAAAGGUAAAUUUGUGUCCCUUAUAUAGUUAGGGGGUUAGGGGGAGGGAGCCCGGGAGAUUAGGUGCCGAGGAGGUAUAAGAAGCGAGAGAGCAAAGGGCGGGAGGAGGGAGUUCUAAGAGGAUGGCAGGUGCGAGUUAUCGGGGACAGAGUACGCAACAAUGCUUAAUAAUAUUUCGCAAUCGAAAAAGGGCCAAAGGAAAGAGGCUAAGAAAAAAGUGGCGGAGGCCCGGAAUAUUGUUGUAUAUUUUCGCUUCCUAAGGGGUUCUUGUCGAAAUUGUGGUACAGGAGUAAGUUUUUCUUUACCUACCUCUAACAUACCUGAGAUAUCUUUGAAACACGUACAGUUAGCAAGGUAGUAUACCACUGCGCAUUAAAGUAGAGACAUUCGACUCCUUGAAUAUAGUACCUCGGCCCUCUUGGAUCUCCCAAGUAUGCAAUAAUAGUCCAUUUUCGAGUUCGCUAUGACCGCUGAAUUAGGGCCUGUUUACAUGGAGGUGGGGGACCCCAGGUAGGUGAGGUAACCCGCUUAGGUGGGGUAACCCGCCUGUCCAUAUAAUCUCUCAUUUUCAUUUGAUCACGUUUACAUGAUAGGUGGGGUGACCCGCCAAGGCGGGUAGCCCGGUCUACCAGACCGGGUUACCCUCUCAGCCGGGGUCACAAUUUUUCAUGUAAACGUUUCAAGGUGGGGUAACCCGCCUGGCCGGGGUCGGAUUCGUGAUACAUCAAAUUCGCUCAAAAUUCGCUUUCGCGGUGUCUUUGCAUUAUGAUUAAAGUUAACAAUAGAAAGCUAUUGCACUGACGGGUUGCAGCAAGAGCAACAAGUGAGUGAAGAAGUGCAUUAAUCGCCAAAACUCGUGGUUUGCCAGCAUUUUUCUUGUUUACGUGCUUAGCGACCAUUCAAUAAUCUUGAGAAAGUGCACCCCGGGAAGGCGGGGUUGUAAGAUUGCAUGUAAAGGAGGGUUAUUUUUUUACCUCACCUAAGCGGGUUACCUCACCUACCUGGGGUCCCCCACCUCCAUGUAAACAGGCCCUUAAAGAAGUGGAGACGCAUUUUUUACAGCCUUAGCCUCAAUCUGAAGUAAUAUCUUCACAAAUUCCAACGAGAAAAAGGCCUGUUUAUUACUCUGUCUAGUGUGUCUGUCAAAUUUCAAACACUUACUUGCCAGAAGUUCUGAAUAUUUUACUUUACGUCGAGGCUAACCCUGUAUGAAUGUGUCGUUAAUGUUUAUAUUCAGCGGUAAUUUUUAAUUCGAAACUGGACUAUUUUUUCUCACUGUUAAUCUUUGUAGCUCUAAUUUUGUUGUUUUGUUCUUUUUUUUUUUUUUUCAGGUGUUUGAUGGUAACUGUGACCACUUCACGCCAGUAAUAAACAGGUUCAAUCCUGUUAGAGCCCAGUUUGUCAAGGUUAUUCCACAUGACAACCCACAGAGCUGGAUGUGCAUGAGACUUGAAUUCUACGGCUGUGACUCUUAA